AUGGAACCUCGAUAUCCGAGUCCGCUUCACCACACCUACCUCCCAGGACACGAUGACGGACGCCUGGAGACGGUGGCCGAAGAGCGCGCAGACCUUCGACUCAACAUCAGCCAUGGCUUGUUCGAAGAGAGCGAUGUCGAGCCGGAGCAUGGCAUUUACCUGCCGUCACCAAAACGACAGCGAACUGGCUUCAACUGCGUGCACUGCAAUAUGGCAUUUACGGAGAAGAGGGCACUGGCGAGACAUAAGAAGACCGAUCACCACAGAAGACAGCUCGGUCUGCCGCCAGACAGGAAGCACGCAUGCCAUAUCUGCGGCAAGCACUUCACUCGUGGGCAUGACCUGAAGAGACAUCAGAAUGAGCAGCAUGCGGACAUCGGCGGAGCAAUGGAGAUAUUGUCUGGUGGGUCCGAGCAGAGCAGUGACCGAUCUCCCCCUGUCGAAGACUAUCUUCCAAUGCCGAUACCACAAGGCCUAUCCCAUGGCAAAGCGAUAGCGCCACCUGCCGUCAUGGACCUCGGACCACCUGGCUUGCCACCUGCGAGGCCACUGCCCAUUCCAGACUAUUCUGCUCUACCUGAAGAGGCUGAGCCUCGUCGAUGCAGUGAAACCACCACACAGCGUGCCUCGGAACCAAAGCAUGCCAGGCGAAGCCGAUCAAUGCAAGCGAUCAUGAAACAAGAGCAGACACUUCGUGACCUCGAGGGCGAAGCUGACGCUGCUCCUACCGUGUCGAGUCAGGAAUCCGUACCACAACUCACAAGUGGUGCAAGUAGCGAUACAGACAUGGAGAGUGACCGCGUUUCUGAGCUCUUCCCUCCUCUUCAGUCGAGAUCCACGACCGGAGAUUUGCGCCUGACCAGUAUGUUGGAGAACAAAAUAUCGAGUUAUGGUCGGGAAGUAGACUCGUGGCAACCUGUGAUGUGUGCGAUGUGCGGUAAUGCGUUCGAAGAUGAUGCCGAAGAGCUCGUGAAACAUCUCCGACGACAUCUGGAUAACUUCAAGGGCAAGCACAGAUGCAAAGAAUGCAAGAUCGACUUUAUCCACGCAGAGGACCUUGAAAGGCACCAGCAGAGUGUGAUAGCUGACGGGACUUGCGGCUUCAACUUCCCACAUCGCUGCACUGGGCAUCAUCCUCCGAGCAGUGGCGUGAAUGCUGGACAACUUACGGACUUCGACCGUGUCAGGCUAUGUGUGCGCCUACAAGAGUGGGAACAAGCCCAACUACAGGCCUACAUCGCGGAGAUCAACGACCUCACCAUGGCGAGGCAACAACGCAAGCUGACCCGCUGGUCGGACAUCUUGCGUGGCACUUCUCGAAGAAGCUCGUUGUGCAGCUUCGCCAUUAGUGUCAACACCUACGCCACGGCGCCUUGCGAUGUUUCCGAUGGGAAAAUGGACCUGGGUGGUCUCCAGAAGCGACUACAGCAAAUGUCUCUGGGCAGUGCCGUUUCCCGCUUCCGACGCAAAAUGAAUCCAGACCAAAAAGACGCCAGAAGCAAAACAAUCGACAAAGCCCUCGCCAAAGCUGUCAAACACGGCGACCUGCAAAAAGUGAAAUCCCAACUAACGAUUGGCGGCGACUCCAAAAUCAUUCACCACGACCAAGGCACCUUUGUCACCGUUGCUCUUUGGGGCCACACCUACAUCGCUCGACGCAUGGCUGAACAUCGCGUCGACGAAGAUAUCACGGGCAAAUGCUCCGUCUGCAAAAUGAACAGCAGUACUUUCAACAAGCCUGCCAACAAAGUCCGAUCGUUACUCAUGCACUCCGCCGACCCGAAUGAGCCGGGUGGUCUACACGGUCACCCUCUCAGUACAGCAGCAUGGAUGGGGAAGCCCGACAUCGUGUCCCUCCUCCUCGAAUACGGCGGCGAGAUGCGCCAGGGAGGCGGCAAAUUCGGAAAUGCGCUGUGCUCAGCCGCCGCUGAAGCAGGGUACCAGGGCCAGGCAGACGUGAUCGAUCUCCUCAUCAAAGAGGGAGCAGAUGUCCGAACUGUUGGGCCGGAAGGCAGUGCUCUGGACCUUGCCCGCGCGCGGCGGAAUCAGUGGUCUAUGCAGGUCCUUGAGGCGACGAGUAUGCAGGAGGAGUUGGAGUUGAAUCAACGGAUUGCGAGUUGUGAUUCGGUCUUGCUUACGUUGCAGGCGAAGAGCAAUAUGCUUGAUGCAAAGGAUGCUGCGGCUGUUAGGCAUGGGAGUAAUGGGAGGGAGUCGACGGAAUCUUCUACGAGGGCAAGGACGACGAGUAGUGUUUAUCCUUAUUGGUGA
Molecule: messenger RNA, 2268 nt
Organism: Fulvia fulva
Lineage: Eukaryota; Fungi; Ascomycota; Dothideomycetes; Mycosphaerellales; Mycosphaerellaceae
Exons: 1
Coding region: 1-2268 (755 amino acids)
Biological process (GO): regulation of DNA-templated transcription
Molecular function (GO): RNA polymerase II cis-regulatory region sequence-specific DNA binding; DNA-binding transcription factor activity, RNA polymerase II-specific
Source: RefSeq, a predicted model, not a curated record